Molecule: messenger RNA, 910 nt
Organism: Anthonomus grandis grandis
Lineage: Eukaryota; Metazoa; Arthropoda; Insecta; Coleoptera; Curculionidae
Product: ATP synthase mitochondrial F1 complex assembly factor 2
Exons: 5
Coding region: 93-902 (269 amino acids)
Biological process (GO): mitochondrial proton-transporting ATP synthase complex assembly
Cellular component (GO): mitochondrion
Source: RefSeq, a predicted model, not a curated record
CCCAUUUUUAAUUUUACCGGUUAUAAUUUAUAGGUUAAUGGGGUUCAGAAUUUUCUCGUUUUUUACUUUUUAGUUAUUAUUAAUAUUAUAAAAUGUUUUUAAAUAGUGUUCAUAGAAUAAGCAAAGCUUUGUCCGGCUCUGGAAAGAUAUUUAUAAGAAAUUAUGCUACCCGCAAUCGAUUUUACAAAACCACUGGAAUACUUAAAAGUGAUGGCAAGUUUGAGAUAACGCUUGAUCAAAGAAAACUUAAAACACCAAAAGGCCAGUUAUUUUAUGUGGAAAGUGAACCCCUUGCACUGGCAGUAGCAACAGAAUGGAAUGCCCAGAAGAAAAAAAUUGUUCAGAGUAAGAUGCACCUUACUACACUAUGCAAUACAGUCCUAGAUAAUCCAAACAACCUGACGAAACUUGAUAUUGUAAACUAUAUUGUAAAUUAUUUAGAUACAGAUACUGUAUUGUAUCAGGCAAAUGAAGAUGAAGAUCUUUUGAAAUUUCAAAUCAACGAAUGGGAUCCCGUUAUAGACUGGUUUAAUAAGAGAUUCAAUGUAAAGCUGAGAAAAUCAGUGGAAAUGGAUGUUUCCCCUGUGAGUAAAGAAGAUAAAACUACAUUAAUUCGACAUCUAAUGUCUUACAACUUUGCAGCCAUUAAUGGAUUUGUUUAUGGAGUUGACACAUUAAAAUCAGUGAUUCUAACACUAGCAGCAACAGAAAGGUUUAUAACCCCAGAAAAAGCUGUACUUCUAUCUAGGUUAGAGGAGGAAUAUCAAACAGGGACAUGGGGAAGAGUUGAAUGGGCACAUGACUUAAAUCAACAAGAGUUACAAUCUAGAUUGUCAGCUGUAGUCCUAUUUGUAUAUUUUAAUUCACAAUCAUCUAAAAUCCAACAGAAAAAUAUACAGUAAUUAAAUUA